Messenger RNA from Rhizoctonia solani, 1416 nucleotides. Its product is annotated as Retrotransposon-derived protein PEG10. Gene Ontology annotation, molecular function: nucleic acid binding; zinc ion binding. The coding region runs from base 1 to 1416 and encodes 471 amino acids. The record is from RefSeq and is a predicted model, not a curated record. NCBI's taxonomy places the organism in Eukaryota, Fungi, Basidiomycota, Agaricomycetes, Cantharellales, Ceratobasidiaceae. The transcript is spliced from 5 exons.
AUGCCCCGCUCCUCUCAACGUCCCUUGGCAACCCGCUCCCAACCACCUCUCGCGGCCCAUCACCCCCUCCGCAACACUUGCCCGGAAUGGAACCGGAGCCGACCCUUACCUCUCUCCUCGAGGCUAUCAACACCCUCACCAGCCAAAUCGGGUCCUUGCAGGCCCAAAUCCACUCUCAAGGCCAACAGCUCUGAGCUCAAAGCCAUAUGCAAGGAGACCAACGACCUCGGGCCUGUCACCCCUCCUACCCACUCAGGGGGGGAAGCUCACACUCCAGGCACGGUUAGGCCUGGGCUCAAAGCCCCAUUCCGCCCCUCAAGAGGAACAGGGUUUGACUCAGAGGAAGAGGAAGAACCAAGGCGGCCCAAAAAAGAGCCUCAAGGGUCCAAUAUAAAACAACCCAAAAUGGACCUUCCAGAUCCUUAUAAGGGUGAUACUAGGGGACGCAAGGCACCCAGUGGCUCGAUCAAUGCUUUUUGGGUGGCCCUCCACAGGGACCAGUUUGAUGAGGAAGAACAGAUGGUGGCCGCCGAUUGGGCCCUCCCUAUCAUAGGGACCAUCAUCAAGGGCGAGGGCAACCCCCCUACCACUAUCCCGGCCUUAACGGCCAAAUUCAAGGAGGCAUUUGCAGACCCCAAUGCCAAAAGAGCGGCUGCCAGGAAGAUCGCCGCACUAACUCAGUCCACAACCACGGCUGAGUAUGUAACCAAGUUCCGCAACCUUAUGGCGGAACUCAAUUGGAACACUGAGGCGUUCAUUGCCCAGUUCACGCGCGGUCUUCACUGGAAGGUGAAGGAACUCCUGUCCACCAAGGACAACAUUCCAGACGAUGAUCUCGAGGCCAUAUUUGCCGCCUCAAUCAAAAUUGAUAUUCGUUGGGAGAAUGAGGAGAACCGACCCAAGAAAACCCCCGCUAAGUCCCCGGCCACCGUAGCCACCACUUCCACCACCACCACUCAACGGGUCCGUUUAUCGGAGGACCCUAACUAUGUCACCCCGGAAGAAAGGGACCGCCGCCGCGCGUCUGGUCUUUGCGUCAAGUGCGGCCAGAAGGGCCAUGGGAUCAAGCAGUGCCCUAACGGUUGGAAGGCAACAAUCAAAGAAAUAGCCAAGGUUGCCGAGGAUGAGUCGGGAAAAGAUGAAGUCGAGGACUGCUGCCAAGCCCCGACUCGAAAAAUGGACAAUUACCCAGAUAGCAUCGAGGAAGAAGCAGAUACCAACCCAUUGGCGGAUCUUCCAGAACAAUACCACGAAUUUGCUAAAGUCUUUGGCAAAGAAGAAUUCAAGGUCCUUCCCCCACAUAGGGAAUACGACAUCUCCAUGACCUUGUCCCUGAUGCUAAGCUCCCCUGGACCAAUUUAUGGUAUGACCGACGCCGAGUCCAAGGCCCUCAACAACAUAUCGAGGAGGAACUAG